AUGAACAAAGCGGAUCCUGAAAUGCGUAAGUUGAUCAGGAGCCAAUGCAUGCUGGGGAAAAAUCGCGGAAGAAUUUUGCAUAGUAGGCGAAAGCCCAAGACGGUUGUUCCAGUCUCAGAGCCAGUCCAAAAACUGCCAGACCUGGAGGAGGCUGCUUCCGCAGUCCUCACUAAGCUUGGUUCAGAGUUAUCUUUGUUACGGUUUGCCGAUUCGGUAGAGCCCUCUACGCUAUGGGAAGCCUUGAAAUUCACCUCCACUUCGAAACAGACUUUCUUCCCCUUGGAGAAAUGCUUUGAUUUCAACUUAAAAGACCGAUCGAUGUUCGAUCCGUUGACAUUCGAUCCGGCCUAUCUACAUGCCGUCAUAUUUGGAGCUCAAGCAUACUUGGAUUUGGUUUCGGGUCGCUCCAGUCAACGGUCGUUAGUGCAGAUGUUGAAGACAAUUCAGCUCCUUCGCAACAGACUUUCGAUUUCGGAUGGAAACGAACAGGCAUCCGUUUCUAAUCCCACAAUACUGAUCGUCUUAACUCUGGCACACGUUGCACAUUUAACUGGCGAUCAUAUUACCGCUGAGCAACACUUGGAAGGUCUUUGCAAGAUUAUCAACCUGCGAGGAGGCAUUGCUGCUUUCCAAAAUACUCCUAAACUUCUCACCGAGUUAUUAAGGUUAGCAAGAAUCCUGACCUUCACUUAUCUGUUUGGGACUAUAAUACCUGGGGCUUAUGGCUGA
Messenger RNA from Capronia coronata CBS 617.96, 729 nucleotides. RefSeq lists its product as uncharacterized. The record is from RefSeq and is a predicted model, not a curated record. Bases 1 to 729 code for a protein of 242 amino acids. The transcript is spliced from 2 exons. Lineage: Eukaryota; Fungi; Ascomycota; Eurotiomycetes; Chaetothyriales; Herpotrichiellaceae.